AUGCCUGUAGCCCGCGCUCGCCUCCUAGCGCUCUCGCCUCCCGCCGAGCUGCGGCCGGCGCACACGCUACUCAACGGCCAGUGCUUUGGCUGGCGGCCGCACGAGCACCGCGUCGACGAGUAUGUCGGGGUUCUCGGCCGGCGCGUCGUCUCGAUCCGGCAGACCACGAGCGGCACCGAGUUUGCGGCGAUGCACGGGCGGCCCGAGGGGCUCGAGGAGGAGCUGAUCGACUACUUCCAGCUUCGAACGCCCCUCUCCUCGCUCUACGCGCAGUGGGCCAGCGCCGGCUGCCGGCGGAUGGAGGCGAUCUCCCGCUCGCUGCCCGGGCUGCGGAUCCUGCGGCAGGAGCCGUGCGAGUGCCUCUUCUCCUUCAUCUGCUCGAGCAACAACAACGUGCCUCGCAUCACGCUCAUCCUCGACCGGAUGCGCGAGCGUCCGAGCUGA
Messenger RNA from Emiliania huxleyi CCMP1516, 444 nucleotides. RefSeq lists its product as hypothetical. The record is from RefSeq and is a predicted model, not a curated record. Gene Ontology annotation, molecular function: damaged DNA binding; 8-oxo-7,8-dihydroguanine DNA N-glycosylase activity. The coding region runs from base 1 to 444 and encodes 147 amino acids. Gene Ontology annotation, biological process: base-excision repair, AP site formation; nucleotide-excision repair. Gene Ontology annotation, cellular component: nucleus. The transcript has 2 exons. Lineage: Eukaryota; Haptophyta; Isochrysidales; Noelaerhabdaceae.